GAGGCAGAUUUGGCUCCAGAUAUAAACACAGAGAUCCUCUCUGGCCCAGUUGCUCACUUCACUGUUAUCACAACUAGCAGGCAGUUUGCUCCAAGUGGCCGAAAAAACAGGAAAAAAGCAGGAGGGAACGAUCUUUGGCACAUUCCCCAGGAUGGAGAAGGAUUCUCCAUCCAAGCCAUCUGUGGCUGAGCUGGCUGGAAGGUUCAAAGGUCAUAUUCUACCAAUGCCCACAUCAAAUGAUGAGUUGCAUUUUCGAAGAAGACCUCCUUCGUCCCUAAAGUUGCAAAAUCAAAAAGAUGAAAAUGAAGAAUCAGAUAAAACGAUUGUCUCCCCAAAUCCCUUUAAAAUCAAGAUGAAGAACUCCCCCAUCAUUGAGAAACUUCAGGCCAAUCUUGCUCUGUCACCCACUGCUCUGCUGCCUUCACCCAAGAGUCCUGAGGUGAAGCUCCAGCCGGCACCGUUGUCUCCCACCCCACCCUGCAGCCCUCUGAGCCCCCUGAGCCCCACCCUGCGGCCUUCACAUCUGUCCAGUGAAGAGGAGGAUACCGUCAGCUUUGAAAGCCCUCCUGAAGGCACCCCACUGCCAAGCAUUAACAAGACUCGUGCACGACUAUCAUUCAAGAGGCGCCCGCCCACGAGACAGCACAGAAGGUCAGCUAGAGAGGAGGCGGGAGCCUUUGGGAGUGCUCUGUCCCCAUGUGAACUGUACAGCCCAAAAGAAAAUGGGGACAUGGACCAGGUUUUCGACAGCCCAGCAGAGGAAGCUGAAUAUGGACAGCCAGCCAGUCUGAAAGAAGCUGAAGAGAAGGACAGGGACUGUGAAAAAACAGAGGAUGAGGUAGCAAGGAGUGACCCAGAUGACAGGCAACAUCUGGAGGAGAAGGAGGAGGAGGAAGCAGAACAAGCCCAGAGUUCGAAGAUUUUCGAGGAGGAACAGCAGCUUUCAGAGCCUUGCCCUGUCCAGCAGAUAGAGGGCGAUGUUAGUACAGAUAUAGGGCAGGAGGAGAUGCCUCAAGAGAAACAGCAAGGGGGAAAUGACAUGGUGUAAGCUGUGAAUAUUUAUGUAAGAAAAAAACAAACACAUUUAUGAAUAAGUUAUUUAGUGCUUUGAUUAAGAGAACUCUUUGAAAAAUACUCCUCAUAAAAAGAUCUUCUGUUUUGAAUGUCUUGGUACCUGUUCUGAUUUAAGUCCCUCGGUUGCACUCUCCUGGCUGUCUAUGGAACAGUGGAGAGUACUAUAAACACUGGAGAGUUGUGAGAAGCCGCCGGUCUCUGCACAUGGAAAUAUGCAUCAGUUUAUACCAUAUCCAUUAUUAGGCAGAGGAAAUUUGUGUCAUAUUGUACAGAGUCUGCAAUUUUUUUCUUCACUGAAAUUUGACAAAGUCAAAGACAUGUUUAAGGGUCCACUUCUUUGUCGUGCGCACAGGACUUUAGAAAUACUGAAUGCUGGGUUGAAAAAAAGACAACAAUAUUAUUAGUCUUCACAUAUAUGCUAGCAGAAAUAUCAAAUGUUUUGACAUCGUACCAAAUCACAAUCACUUUAGGUUGAAAGUUAGUUAUUUGCUUAACUAGUUUUCUCUUGAUGUAUAUGGGUCUACUUCUCUGCUUGUCUUUUAUUUUGUAAUGCUACAAAAUAUCUAAAUCACAGAGCUACUGUGGAGUUGGGUCUUCAGUAGUUAUCUACAGAAAUGUUAAGAAAAUAAACAGCCUCCUUCUUAUGUAAGAAAAAAAGUUAAAUUGUUUGGUCAAAUGUUUGGGUUGAAAGAAUCAAUAUUAUUGACAUAUUUAUAAGGCAUACACUGUGUAAGAAAGCAAGUUUUGAACAUUAAAAUGUCUCAGAAAGCUGCACAACAUAACAGAAGGAAUUUUGCCCUGGUAAUUAUGAUAAUGAUGAUGCAGAAGUGUCUCUGCCUGCUACAGUUCUCCUGUGUGGCCAUCCUGCAAACCACCACCAAAAGCUUCCCAACCCAUUCAAAGACUUCUGGGCUAAGAAGGUGCACGUCAGGCGACGGUGUAGCCUCUGCGUAGCCGUUGAUUUGACGGAGAAGUAUAAAUUGCACUUAAGCCCCGGAGCUCCACUGACCCUCGAAUUGCCCUCAAAAACUACACUUUAUUGCAUCUGUUAGGAUGAAUGACACUGAUAAUUGUUUGUUAUAUGGAGUCACAUCAUUUUCCACAGCAGCUCUGCCCAAUUUCAACCUACACUAAACAUAUUAACAGAUUUGGAGGAAUGUAUUCAUAAAAUUCAGUUAUUUUGAUACCUCUACAUAUGACCUGAUCUUUUUAGAACAUGAUGUGCCUGUUCCUGAGGUCAUUAUUAUCAUGGUUUAAAAAUCUAGUUUUCACCUGGGGCCGUUUGUGAUCUGUAUUGGUGGCCAUUUAGACUUGCAGAAAUUGCAAUAAUGAUUAAAAAAAUGUAUCUCUG
Messenger RNA from Micropterus salmoides (largemouth bass), 2425 nucleotides. RefSeq lists its product as uncharacterized. NCBI's taxonomy places the organism in Eukaryota, Metazoa, Chordata, Actinopteri, Centrarchiformes, Centrarchidae. The record is from RefSeq and is a predicted model, not a curated record. Bases 152 to 1048 code for a protein of 298 amino acids. The transcript is spliced from 6 exons.